CGAGUCCCACAUCGGGCUCCCGGCAUGGAGCCUGCUUCUCCCACCUCCUGUGUCUCUGCCUCUCUCUCUCUAUGUCUAUCAUAAAUAAAUAAAUCUAUAAAAAAAAAAGAGUAAGAAGUGAGGAAAGACUCUCAUUAUAUUGCAGACCGGGCUUAUCUCAGGUAGAACCUGCUGCCUAAAGGCACCAGGGUGCUCCCUCCUCCUCUUCUUUUGCUUUCAGCAGACACAUAAUCUAAAAGCCAUGGCUUCAGGGAGCAAAAAGUGAUGAUUUUUUCCAGGACCGUUUAUGCACAGUCCAAGGUGCUAACACCCUGCAGGAGCGAUGUGUUGGUCCUGACCCCGUGGCUGGCGCCCGUCGUCUGGGAAGGGACCUUCAACACUGAGAAUGAGCAGUUCCGGCUCCGGAACACCACCAUCGGACUCACGGUGUUUGCUAUCAGAAAAUACGUGGUCUUCCUGGAGCUGUUUCUGCAGACGGCAGAGAAGCACUUCAUGGUGGGACACAGGGUCACUUAUUACGUCUUCACUGACCAGCCGGCUGAUGUGCCCCACGUGCCCCUCAGGGAGGGCCGCAGGGUGGAGGUCCUCAAGGUCCCCAGCGCCCCGAGCUGGCAGGUGUCCAUGCACCGCAUGGAGAUGAUCAGCAACUUCUUGCAGCAGCGCUCCCUCCACGAGGUGGACUACCUAGUGUGCGUGGACGUGGACAUGAAGUUCUGUGACCAUGUGGGCGUGGAGAUCCUAUCCCCCCUCUUUGGCACCCUGCACCCCGGUUUUCAUGGGGCAGCCCGCGAGGCCUUCACCUACGAGCUCCAGCCGCAGUCCCAGGCCUACAUUCUGAGAAACGAGGGUGACUUUUACUACUCAGGGGGCUUUUUCGGGGGGUCGGUGGUCGAGGUUCUCCAGCUGACCACGGCCCGUCACCAGGCAAUGGUGGUGGACCAGGCCAACGGGCUCGAGGCCGUGUGGCACGAUGAGAGCCACCUGAACAGGUACCUGCUGGACCACAAGCCCACCAAGGUGCUGUCCCCGGAGUAUCUGUGGGACCGACAGAAGCUGGGCUGGCCCGUCAUGAAGAAGCUGAGAUUCGUGGCUGUGCCCAAGGGUCACCUGGGCAUCCUGUGCCCAAGGGUCACCUGGACAUCCGGGGCUCCUGAGGGGCAAGUCCAGGCCCCCGGCCACCCCCACACUCUGAGGUGCUGAUUUUCUUUUGAAGGUAGAUUCUUUUUUUAAAAAAGAUUUUAUUUAUUUAUGAGAGACACAGAAAGAAAGAGAGAGAGAGAGAGA
This is a messenger RNA of Canis lupus familiaris (dog), 1284 nucleotides long. Its product is annotated as histo-blood group ABO system transferase-like. Lineage: Eukaryota; Metazoa; Chordata; Mammalia; Carnivora; Canidae. Gene Ontology annotation, cellular component: vesicle; membrane; Golgi apparatus. Gene Ontology annotation, molecular function: glycoprotein-fucosylgalactoside alpha-N-acetylgalactosaminyltransferase activity. Gene Ontology annotation, biological process: carbohydrate metabolic process. The record is from RefSeq and is a predicted model, not a curated record.